Molecule: messenger RNA, 1755 nt
Organism: Miscanthus lutarioriparius
Lineage: Eukaryota; Viridiplantae; Streptophyta; Magnoliopsida; Poales; Poaceae
Source: the annotation of a GenBank genome assembly
AUGGCGUCGCUGCCCAAGCCGCCGCCGCCGCCGCGCCCCAAGACGCGGGGCAACUACAACUGCGGCCGCUGCGGCCAGCCCAAAAAGGGCCACGUCUGCGUCGGCCCCGUCCCCGCCCCCGCGCCCGGCGGGGCCGCCGCCCCGACCCCGUCGCCCUCCUCCUCGUCCGGGGCCGCCAGCGCCAGCGGCGCCGGAGGGGAGCACAGGCUCCGCCGCGCCCUCUCUUUCGACGAGGCCGGCACUACGCCGCCCUCGCCGGAGAAGAAGCCCAAGGUGGAGGACAUGGACAUGGGGGAGGCGGAGCUGGACGAGGAGGAGGCCACGGUGGACGUGGGCGCCCGCCAGAUGCCCAGGGAGGUCAUGGCGGAGGUGCUGCGCCGCCUCGGCCCCCGCGGGGUCAUGGCCGCCACGGGGGUCAGCCGCGGCUGGCGGGACUGCGCGGGCCGGGUCUGGCGGGCCGCCGAGGAGCUCCGCCUCCGCGUCCUCGCAUCCUCUGGCGCCGGCCUCCUCGGCGCGCUGCUCCCGCGCUGCACCGCGCUCUCCCGCCUGGACCUCCGAAUGGAAAGUGAUGUUGAUGCCACUACCUUGUCUUAUAUUGCAUUUUCCUGCCCAAGUUUAAGAACUCUCGAGAUUAACAUGGCUGCUGAUGCAGUCAACAGGAUUACUGGGGAGGAUCUAAGUCGUUUUGUCUCGGAGAAGUCUACUCUCUCGGUCCUCAAAAUUGGUGGUUGCUCUAAUUUGGAUAUUCUUAAUCUGUGCUCUUCAAGCCUUUCAAUUCUUUGGCUGUCAGAUCUUUGUUCCCUUUCGAAAUCGGUCAUGAACUGUUGUAAUAUGAAUGAGCUCUCACUGUGCUUCACACAACAAAGUAGUGAUUGUACCGAUCUGGUUACUUUGAUGGAUGGCCUAGGUCGUACAUGCCCUAACUUGAAAAAAAUGCACAUAUCAUCGAAUCAAUUAUCCAACGAAGCUGUAUGUGCUCUAGAGAAUGCUAAUCUCAGGGGACUGUGCAUGCUAUCCUUGAUUCUAGGUUCAAAAAUAACUGAUGCAGCUGUUGCAUCUAUUGUUCGGUCGUGUCCGAGCUUGGAGUUACUUGAUUUAAGUGGAUCUAGCAUUAGUGAUAAUGGUGUUGGGAUGAUCUGCAAAGCGUUCCCUCAUACUUUAUCAAGGCUGCUCCUUGCUCUUUGCCCAAAUGUGACCACACGUGGGAUCCAGCUAGCCACAGCACAGUUGCCAUGUCUUCAACUCAUGGACUGUGGAAUGAGCCUAUGCGCUAACGUGAAGAAUGAAAAAGAGGGUCCGCAUUUUGGUGAACUCAAUGGAGGUAUUAGAAUUAUACGAAAACUAUCCACCUUAAAGAGGCAACCUGUUCACCAAAAGCUUAUUAUAAAGCAUGGGAAUUUGAAGAAACUAAGUCUGUGGGGCUGUUCUGCAAUAGAUGCUCUAUAUGUAAAUUGUCCAGAGUUAAAUGAUCUCAAUCUUAACUCUUGCACAAAUCUACAUCCAGAACGUCUGCUUCUUCAGUGCCCAAAUUUGAAGAAUGUCCAUGCAUCUGGAUGCCAAGAUAUGUUGAUUGGAGCAAUCAGAAAUCAGGUUCUGAAUGAGUUCGCUGCAGCUGAAUCAUCUCUUCCAUGCAAGCGGCUAGCAGAUGGCUUGAAACGGGUUCAACUCCCCCAGUUCCAAAAGCAGCAGCCAUUGGAGGACGACAAAUUGAUUGAAUUGAGCCAGACCCAGUGCACUGUGCAUCUUGGUUCAUAA